Talpa occidentalis (Iberian mole) is the source of this 890-nucleotide messenger RNA. RefSeq names its product aprataxin-like. The record is from RefSeq and is a predicted model, not a curated record. Gene Ontology annotation, cellular component: nucleus. Bases 147 to 776 code for a protein of 209 amino acids. Lineage: Eukaryota; Metazoa; Chordata; Mammalia; Eulipotyphla; Talpidae. Gene Ontology annotation, biological process: double-strand break repair; single strand break repair. The transcript has a single exon. Gene Ontology annotation, molecular function: single-strand break-containing DNA binding; double-stranded RNA binding; DNA 5'-adenosine monophosphate hydrolase activity.
UGUGGGUGAGAGACCCAUGGCGAAGUACAUUUGAAAGCAGAGUGUGACAAGGGAUAUGUCAAGGUAAAGCAGAGUUUGAGGAAGAGGCCAAGAGCCCUGACCUGGGAACAAACCUGAAGAGAAAGAGGUCAAGCAAUAGUGAUUCUAUGGAAAGUGAUGCUGCUCAGGAAGCCAAGCCCAGGGAGGGGCUGGAACCCGGGAGCAACCCUAGCCCAUGCUCUGUGCCCCCAAAGAAGAGCAGAGAUGAUACAUCUACCAAAAAGGAAUCAUUGGGCCACUGGAGUCAGGGCUUGAAGAUUUCCAUGCAGGACACCAAAAUGCAGGUUUACAAAGAUGAGCAAGUGGUGGUGAUCAAGGAUAACUACCCCAAGGCUCGUCACCACUGGCUAGUCUUACCAUGGGCCUCCAUUUCUAGUCUGAAGGCCGUGACCAGGGAACAUCUUGAACUGCUCAAACAUAUGCACAGCGUUGGGGAAAAGGUGAUUGCAGAUUCUGCAGCGUCCAGCAAAUUCCGCUUCCGACUGGGAUACCAUGCCAUUCCCAGCAUGAGCCAUGUACACCUUCAUGUAAUCAGCCAAGAUUUUGAUUCUCCUUGUCUUAAAAACAAAAAACACUGGAAUUCUUUCAAUACAGAAUACUUCCUAGAAUCACAAGCUGUUAUCGAGAUGGUCCAAGAGACUGGCAGAGUGACUGUCCGAGAUGGGACAUCCGAGCUCUUGAAGUUGCCCUCCGCUGUCAUGAGUGCCAGCAGCUGCUCCCCUCCAUUCCUCAGCUGAAAGAGCAUCUAAGGAAGCACUGGCCAAAGUGAUUCUGCAGCACCUGAACUUCUGCAGCAAGUGUGGCUGGUUGCUUCAAGUAAACUCCUGGCUUCUAUUCUGGAUUGCUUGAGA